AUGGAAUCCUCCAGCGGCUCGAACUUUGGAAUAGACACUAUUUUAUCCAACGCUACUAAUUCUGUUAACCCUGCGCUGAUGAACGGAGAUUUCCGCCUCGGUGACAGCAGGACAGCGGAUUUCAGUCGGAGCCAGGUCACCCCGUCCCCGUCAUGUUCGGACAUAGAUACGGUGGGAACGGCCCCCUCUUCCCCCAUCUCCGUCACCAUGGAGCACGCCGAGCCGCAUCUGCUCCAAGACAGCUUACCGCACCACCACCACCUGCAGCCAGGGAGUUUGCAGCUAUCGCCCCAGCCACAGCAGCUAGGGGCUGGAGCCGGCUGUGCCCCCAGGACUGCCACCUCUUCGUUUUUAAUCAAAGACAUUUUAGGCGACAGCAAACCCCUGGCAGCGUGCGCACCUUACAGCACCAGCGUACCGUCACCCCAUCACACCCCCAAACCAGAGAGUGCCAGGGACAGUGGGGACGGCUUCAGGACCAAGUUGGAACAAGAUGAAAACAGGAGUAAGUUGGACAAAAGAGAGGAUAUGGAAAUGAAAUGCAACGGUAAGUGAAUAUUUAGGAUACAUUUCUAUGGAAAUAUGUUUUAGUUAUUGGAUGGAGUAAGUGAGGUUUUAGUGUACACAAAACCUUUUUUUGUUAUUGGGUAGGCUGUCAUAGUAAAGGCUAAUGGUGUGUAGCAUACAUCCAAAGCAUAUUAGUGUUGAAUUUUCUGUGCUUAAAAAAGUUGGUAGCAGCCUAUAGAAAUAUUUUCUGGAAGAUAACCAUCAAAUUGAAUAGGCUAACUGUGCCAAUAAUAGUCUAACAACAACAAUGACAAGAAUAAGAAGAAGACUACGGACAUCUUAAAUUCAAAUUCACAGUGCAGUCUAGUAGGCUAUAUGUUGGUAGUAGCCUACAGUUAUUUGUAAGCUAAUACAUAUCUAUUGUACAAUAUAACUUCCUUGAAUGUAGACCACGUUGUCUACUUAUUUCAAAUGUAUACGACAUUUUUCAAAGGCUGUCUUAUUAGACAAUGAUAUUUAAAGGUUGAUUUUCAGUUGCCCUUUUUUUAUUAGCAUAACAGAUGUAAGGCUGGCGCGAGAUGUUCCCUGUGCGCAAACCUCCCUAGUGGGUCAAUUAGAGAGAUUAUUGUUCUUCCUAGAGGGGGGAUCAGGAGCGCGGCAGAAACUGCUACAAAUAGAGAUGGAUUGACACAUCGAUUUCCCAGUUUUACUGCUAAAAACUUAAGUUGACAAAUACAGUCCGAAUUUCUUGUUGGCUGUAGAUUUUUUUCCUAGCUGUCUGACAGGUGCAAUCAGUGACUGCAGUGCUUCAGUUUCAACUGGACUGCUCAUCUUUAUGAAAUAAUAAGCUAUUGUAAGAGGUUCAAAGUUUAAAACUGUUUAAUUCAAUUGGUUUCUAUUUUUCAGUUUUAGAAUAGGUAGGCCUAUUUGACCUUAUUUUGGCUCAGAACAAAUAGACAAUUAAUUUGUUCCUAAUUUAUUUUUCAUUGAGCCAUUGAACCAUUAAGGCUUUAAUUAUUAAAAAAUGGAAAUUAUUAUCGACUAAUUAAUAUUUUCUAUUCUUUUUCCCAUUCAGGAACAAAAGAAGAGAAUGAACGGGAAAUUUCAAGUAGCAGAGAUAGUCCUCAAUCACGGUCAAAAAAACCUCGCAAAGCACGGACGGCCUUUUCAGACCAUCAACUCAACCAGUUGGAGCGAAGCUUCGAGCGCCAAAAAUACCUCAGCGUGCAGGAUCGUAUGGACCUCGCGGCAGCACUCAACCUGACCGACACACAGGUGAAAACCUGGUACCAAAACCGACGGUAUGUCACACCUAUUAUAAAGCAUCAUUAUCUUCAUAAUUUAAGUUUUUAUUGUAUUGUAUUUUUUGUAAUCUCUAUUAUUAUUAGGCUAUUAUUAAUAUUAGCCAAUUUUUUAUUAAGCCUAUUUAAUGGUUUUUGUUGGUGGUGACGUUGGUAUUAUUACACACAUUAAUAUAAUACUAUUAAGAUUAUAACAUUUUAAUAACGGUAGUAGGCCUAUGCAAUUUCAGCCUAUAAUAACACGAUUUAAGGUGGAUGCAUGUGUUGGUCAGUUAAUUUCGUUCCUAAUUAAUAGUGCAGUUUAGGUUAUUUUUGUGUAUUUCGCUUUUGCUGCCUUUUCAUGCAGGCCCAUAACGUGCUACAUUUAAGUUAAUUAGGCCUACUGAACAGAUAGAAUAGAAUAGAAUAACUUAAGAACAGAUCAAGGGGAAUAAUUAAACAGGCCUAAUCAAAAUGGUUGUCAUGGAACAUACAAGGAUAUUUAAAUGAUUUACAAGAUGAACCCACAUAGUUUUAUUCCAUGGUAUUGGUUAUUGAAAUACACGUUACUCUGGGACUAUGAAAGUCUAUCUGAACAACACAUGAUGUUGACAAUGCACAAUUUGCCUCUCUGGCGUCAGUGUUAAGAUUUCCCCAAUAUGUCAGCCAAGAUUAGUGUUAGCAACGCCCACCUACUAAUACAAAGACACAUCCCAAUAUAAUGACGAAAUAUGUUAUGACUGCAAUCAUUUUUUCGAUCCUGCAGUUAUCUUUCUCGUUGAAUGUAGCAGCCUAUAGUAAAACAACACAUACGUGUUUAUAAAUUAUUUAGGCCUAAUUUAACAUCUUCAAGUAAAUCUGCCAAUGUUUACAGCGUACUUGGUUAGCUUAUACAGAGGCCUUACGAGAAGGAUCAAAUGAGGGAGUAAUGAUCUGAAAUUAAUCUAUGAUCUUAUCAACCAAAUAUAGGCAUUGCACUGUACACUUGAAAUACAUUUUCUGGAUGUAGCUACACGUCCUUUGCCUAGGCUAAUUAAAGGCAUAACCACCGAUUCAUGCUGCAAAUAAUUAGGCCUCACCAAUUAAGGGCCCGUUUGGGAAUUCUCGGAGCCUGAACCGGUUUAAUAAUUGAUUUGUUGUAUUUUGAUCUGAUUUCAGGACGAAGUGGAAAAGACAGACAGCGGUCGGAUUAGAGCUACUGGCUGAAGCCGGAAAUUAUUCCGCCUUACAAAGAAUGUUCCCGUCGCCCUAUUUCUACCACCCGAGCUUGUUGGGCACAAUGGACAGCACGACAGCAGCCGCCGCAGCCGCAGCAAUGUACAGCAGUAUGUACCGGACUCCGCAGCAACCACAUCCCGGUCUCCAGAGACCCCUUGUCCCGAGAGUACUCAUCCAUGGCCUUGGGCCGGGGGGCCAACCGGCAUUGAACCCGCUGGGUAACCCCAUGCCCGGCACGCAGCAUCAGCGGUAGAAACAAGACGAUUCCUAUCACAAAAACUGUUUUAACCACAUGUGAUGUGAGUAACUGCGCAGAACGAUGAACAAUACUUUUGAAAAAGACAAUAUAUGAAAGACAAUUUUACAGAAGGAGAAGGAGGUAAUAUUUAAUGACUGAGAGCCAGUUCUGACGUAACCACGAUCUGUCUGCAGCAUCGAGUCGAGGCCAUAACAGAAAAAGGACUGUUCAUAUGUCUGAUUGUUUGUUUGUUUUUUGUACAAAUACACUUAUACUAGCAAAUAAACUUAUAAAGUUUAUUAGAUGGAGAAAAGGGUUGAAUAAAG
This is a messenger RNA of Coregonus sp. 'balchen', 3569 nucleotides long. NCBI's taxonomy places the organism in Eukaryota, Metazoa, Chordata, Actinopteri, Salmoniformes, Salmonidae. The record is from the annotation of a GenBank genome assembly.